Messenger RNA from Callorhinus ursinus (northern fur seal), 2843 nucleotides. It is a transcript of the gene PAK5, whose product is annotated as p21 (RAC1) activated kinase 5. The record is from RefSeq and is a predicted model, not a curated record. NCBI's taxonomy places the organism in Eukaryota, Metazoa, Chordata, Mammalia, Carnivora, Otariidae. Gene Ontology annotation, biological process: cytoskeleton organization; apoptotic process; protein phosphorylation. Gene Ontology annotation, molecular function: protein serine/threonine kinase activity; ATP binding.
UGGCCCCCGCCCCCCUUGCCCCUACCCAGCCCGUAGUAGUUGCCCGGCGUGCGCCCGCCGAGCGCCAGUCGAGACCGGGAACAUGGCGCUCCGAGCGAUGUAGCCGCGGCGGAGGAGAAGCGGAGGAGGCGCCGCCGCUGCGCUGACAGCCAGCCACCAGAAAUAUACUGUGGCAAAAUGCUUCCACCUCUUGCCAAAAACACUGAAGAAAAAUGAAGAACACUGAAGAACUCCAACAAAAAGUUGCAGAACAGAAAUAGCCAAACUACUCUGGAGUCCAAUUCAUCCACAGCCAUCAAAAAAAGGUUUGCAUCAUGUUUGGAAAGAAGAAGAAAAAGAUUGAAAUAUCUGGUCCCUCCAACUUUGAACACAGGGUGCACACUGGGUUUGAUCCACAAGAACAGAAGUUUACGGGCCUCCCCCAGCAGUGGCACAGCCUGUUAGCCGACACAGCCAACAGGCCCAAGCCCAUGGUAGACCCUUCCUGCAUCACACCCAUCCAGCUGGCGCCCAUGAAGACAAUCGUUAGAGGAAAUAAACCGUGCAAGGAAACCUCCAUCAACGGCCUGCUGGAGGACUUUGACAACAUUUCCGUGACUCGCUCCAACUCCCUAAGGAAGGAAAGCCCGCCUACCCCAGACCAGGGAGCCUCCAGCCACGGUCAAGGCCAUCGGGAAGAAAAUGGCUUCAUCACCUUCUCACAGUAUUCCAGCGAAUCUGAUACCACUGCUGACUACACGACCGAGAAGUAUCGAGAAAAAAGUUUCUGUGGCGACGACCUGGAUCCAUUUUAUAAGAGCAGCCAUGUGGCCAAGCAAAAUGGGCACGUCACAAAGACCAAACACGGGGAGGCCCACUAUCCUGAGAUGAAGCCUUGGAAAUCCGAUCUUGCCAGAUUUCCCCUUGAUUAUCAUGCACACUUGGACUCACUAAGUAAACCAAGUGAAUACAGCGACCUCAAGUGGGAGUACCAGAGAGCCUCAAGCAGUUCCCCUCUAGAUUAUCCAUUCCAAUUCACACCUUCUCGAACUGCGGGGACCAGUGGGUGCUCCAAGGAGAGUCUGGUGUUCAGCGAAAGCGAGUGGGGACCCAGCCUGGAUGACUAUGAUAGGAGGCCAAAGUCGUCCUACCUGAAUCAGACCAGCCCUCAGCCUACCAUGCGGCAGAGGUCCAGGUCAGGCUCGGGGCUCCAGGAACCGAUGAUGCCCUUCGGAGCAAGUGCAUUUAAAACCCACUCCCAAGGACACUCGUACAACUCCUACACCUACCCUCGCUUGUCCGAGCCCACAAUGUGCAUUCCAAAGGUGGAUUACGAUCGAGCACAGAUGGUCCUCAGCCCUCCACUGUCAGGGUCUGACACCUACCCCAGGGGCCCCGCCAAACUACCUCAAAGUCAAAGCAAAGCGGGCUAUUCCUCAAGCAGCCACCAGUACCCAUCUGGGUACCACAAAGCCACCCUGUACCACCAUCCCUCCCUGCAGACCAGUUCCCAGUACAUCUCCACGGCUUCUUACCUGAGCUCCCUGAGUAUCUCAUCCAGCACCUACCCCCCACCCAGCUGGGGGUCUUCUUCCGACCAGCAGCCCUCCAGAGUGUCCCACGAACAGUUUCGGGCUGCUCUGCAGCUGGUGGUCAGCCCAGGAGACCCCAGGGAAUACCUGGAUAACUUUAUCAAAAUCGGAGAAGGGUCAACUGGCAUUGUAUGCAUCGCCACCGAGAAACACACGGGGAAACAAGUCGCCGUGAAGAAGAUGGACCUCCGAAAGCAACAGAGGCGAGAACUGCUUUUUAAUGAGGUUGUGAUAAUGCGGGAUUACCACCAUGACAACGUGGUUGACAUGUACAACAGCUACCUUGUCGGCGAUGAGCUCUGGGUGGUCAUGGAAUUUCUAGAAGGCGGUGCCUUGACAGACAUUGUCACUCAUACCAGAAUGAAUGAAGAACAGAUAGCUACCGUUUGUCUGUCGGUUCUAAGAGCUCUCUCCUACCUUCACAAUCAAGGAGUGAUUCACAGGGACAUAAAGAGUGACUCCAUCCUCCUGACAAGUGAUGGCCGGAUAAAGUUAUCGGACUUUGGUUUCUGUGCUCAAGUUUCUAAAGAGGUGCCCAAGAGGAAAUCACUGGUUGGCACUCCCUACUGGAUGGCACCUGAGGUGAUUUCUAGGCUACCUUAUGGGACAGAGGUGGACAUCUGGUCCCUCGGGAUCAUGGUGAUAGAAAUGAUCGAUGGCGAACCCCCCUACUUCAAUGAGCCUCCCCUCCAGGCCAUGCGGAGGAUUCGGGACAGUUUACCUCCAAGAGUGAAGGACCUACACAAGGUUUCUUCAGUGCUCCGGGGAUUCCUAGACCUGAUGCUGGUGAGGGAACCCUCCCAAAGAGCCACAGCCCAGGAACUCCUUGGACAUCCAUUCUUGAAACUGGCAGGUCCGCCAUCUUGCAUCGUUCCUCUUAUGAGACAAUACAGACAUCACUGAGUAGAGGAUUCUACUGGUGGAGUAGUUGGAAGAGCUAGAUGAGGACAUGAGAAUAAUUCAGGAGAACCUGAGGAACAUGAAAAAGGCCUGUGUACUCUAACCAGCUGAUCAGUGGGACAAUGUGAUGACAGGCAGGGUUCAACAGACCAGGGCAUCUUCUUGUGUCUUAAAACAGGCAUCUCUCCACUGACAGCUGGCAUGAUCAUUUGGAACAUGGCUUUAAUAAGUCAUUAUUAUAUUUUUCAACACUUCAUCCAGCAAAUCAGAAGGACUCAGUACAAACUCCAUUAUGACAUAUCCUAGCCACAUGCAGGGUAAUGCAUAGGAUUUUCUAUAUUGAAAGAAUACUUUUCUGGCAAAAAAAAAAAA